Astyanax mexicanus (Mexican tetra) is the source of this 2654-nucleotide messenger RNA. RefSeq names its product BRMS1 like transcriptional repressor b (gene brms1lb). Gene Ontology annotation, molecular function: histone deacetylase binding. Bases 1 to 972 code for a protein of 323 amino acids. The record is from RefSeq and is a predicted model, not a curated record. Gene Ontology annotation, cellular component: Sin3-type complex. Gene Ontology annotation, biological process: negative regulation of transcription by RNA polymerase II. Lineage: Eukaryota; Metazoa; Chordata; Actinopteri; Characiformes; Acestrorhamphidae. The transcript has 10 exons.
AUGCCGGUUCACUCCCGGGACAGAAAAGACUCCAACCACGACGACAUGGACGUAGAUUUCCCUGAUCAGGAGGCCAGCAGCUCAGAGGAGGAGGACACGGUCAGCUCCUCCGCUUCUGAAGACGGAGACAGUUCAGAAAUGGAUGAUGAGGACUGUGAAAGGAGGCGAAUGGAGUGCUUGGAUGAGAUGACCAGCCUUGAGAAGCAGUUCACUGACCUCAAGGACCAGCUGUACAAGGAAAGGCUUAAUCAAGUGGAUCUUAAACUCCAAGAGGUAAAAGCUGGCAGUGCUCCAGAGUAUCUAGAACCCCUUGCCAACCUACAGGAGAAUAUGCAGAUACGUACAAAGGUGGCAGGUAUCUACCGUGAGCUGUGUUUGGAGUCUGUGAGGAAUAAAUACGACUGUGAGAUGCAGGCAGCAAGUCAGCACUGGGAGAGUGAGAAGCUGCUGCUGUUUGACACAGUUCAGAAUGAACUGGAGGAAAAGAUCAGGCGGCUGGAGGAACACAGACACAGUAUAGACAUCACUUCAGAACUGUGGAAUGAUGGCUUGCAGGCAAGAACGAACAAAAAGAAAGAUCCCUUCUGCCCUGGCAAAAAAAAGAAACCUGUUGUUGUAUCAGGACCAUAUAUUGUUUACAUGUUGCAAGACCUGGACAUACUUGAAGACUGGACCGCUAUCAGAAAGGCAGUGGCUUCAAUGGGGCCACACAGAGUAAAAGUUGAUGUUUCAUCAAAAGCUGAGAGGCAUCAUCAUGUUGCACGGUCUGAGGACGGCCGCCUGUUCUACGACAGCAAGUGGUACAGCCGAGGGCAGGCCAUAUCAAUUAGCCGUAAAGAUGAGUACCCCACCAGUGCCAUUAUUACCACCAUUAACCACGACGAAGUGUGUUUCAAGCGUUUCGAUGGCAGCAAGUCAAAACUCUACAUCGCUCAGCUGCAGAAAGGCAAAUACACUAUCAAACACUCAUAGACAUUCUUCUGUUCUCCACUUCACUCUCAGUGCUGCUGUUCUACCCAGAAAUCAGCUUCACCAUCGCCAUCUCCAUUUCUCUUCUGCUUGCUAAAGAUGCUGGACUGUUUCAGGUCCUGCGUGUGUAUGUGCCGUAUACUUUCAUCCUCUCAGCCUGAGAGGAAUUUCAUGCUGCUAAAAAGAAGAGGGGGAAAAAAAGACUGGUUGCCAUGGAAACAGUGAAAGGAAGUGUUUGCAUGCACUUGUGCCUUAAUGGGACCUUGAGAGAUUAGCUGUUAUUUCACGUUAUUUGAACUUUAGAAGUGGUAAAAAGUGAAAGAAUGAUAAUGAAGGCAGCUGCCUAACGCCAAAUAGAGCUGUGUGUGCUGCUGAUCCUGAAAUCGAGUCUGAAUCCAGUGUUAUGUCAUAUUACUGUCAGUGCAUUAUCUAUAUGCCGUAGUCAUGUGCUUAAAUCGUAUAAAUCUACACAUAACUGAAGCAGUGUUUGCUUUUUCAAAUCUCUGUCUAAAGGAGAUUGUACAUACAUACCUCAGACCAUUUCCAUUAUUAUGAUUAAGCUGUACGUUGCUGUCAAACAGUUCAGUGCCAGAAAUGUAGCAUUAUAUAAAAGCCUUGAUCAAGUGCAGAUUCAUAUCUCUUAUGUACUAAUUUUUUUGUGUGUCAGAUUUUCAUGAAAUGGGACAAAAUAGUAUCAUCACUUAAGUGUUCUUGCGUCAUGGAGUUUGUAGUGAUUCCUUCUUAUUUCAGAGUGGGAUAUAUUUUUGCUUGCUUUUAAAUUGCUGGCAAACACUGAUUAAGCAUAGCAUGACCAUAUUUCUACAACUAUCAACCAUUUUUACAGCUCAACAAUGCAUAUAGGGAGCAUUUUGUAGUCCAUCUGUUUCUCUGUGUACUUCUUGUUCUACAAUGGUCAGGAUCACCACACAAUCACCAAAGAGCAGAGUGUGCUAGUGGUGUGUGUUGUUAUGGUAGGAGUGAAUUACAAACAGCAGUGCUGCUGGAGUUUUUAAACACUGUUCAGUCUAUUAGGAUGCUCUAGCGUAACACACACUAACAAACUACCACCAUGUCAGUGUCACUACAGUGAUAAGUAUGACCCAACACCUAAAUAAUAGCUGCUCUGUGUUGGUCCUGUGAAAUCUUAACCACUGAAGGACAAGGUGAAAGGAGAAUAAUGAACUGUACAGGAAAUUAGAUAGAUGAUAGUCUGUAAUUACAGAAAGACAGGGUACUGUUAUAUCCUCAGUGUAGUUUAAAAAAUGAUUAAUGGUUGUAGAAACAGAAAAGGAGGUGGUCAUAAUGUUAUGCUUGACUGGUGUUUAACACCUUUGUGUACAAUAGUUUGUUGUGGCACCAUGUUGGCAAUCCUCCACCCUAACACAACAUUAAAAAAAAAAAGAAGCUGUUUUUGAAUCAUUAAAUCCAUCAGACUCUACCCAUAAUUAGAUGAUCUCCGGUCCUAGCUGUCUGUCUGCCCUAGUGCCAAUCAGGUGUAAUUUAAAUUAACUGCUCCAGGCUGUCAGACAGCAUGCUCAUGGAUUGAUUUCCACAAACAAACGAGAGGGCAAAUGUUUACAGUGACUGUAAUCUGUGAUUUAAGUGUGCUAUGGCCUUGUUUUAUGAGACAGUUAUAUGUCUUGAAUUUUAACUUUGUAUGUGGAUUAAAGUGUAAAUAAUUGGAA